GGAUAUAUCACAAUUGAACAUGAUAAGUGGUUUGUCACAUGAAUAUUUGUUCAGGAAGCGUAACGGUAAAUUGAUACAUUUCUAUUGCUUUUGUUUUCGCCGAGUAAGCAAAUACAUGGAGCCAUAUUGUACUACUUUUCAAGGAAAUGUGUUCUAAAAUAGCCAUCCCUUUGUCAGCCGAUCUUAGAUAAAUUGGCUCAGUUACAACCAGUAUAAUGUUGUGUUAAUUUUAUUUUAAAGUGAUAAUCAUUUUAGGUCAGUAGUGUAUAACAUCGAUUCGAAUAUAUUUAUAUCGAAUUCGGAGAUACAGUUAUUUGAAACAUUUGACAGUGUAGACGUUUGGGAAUGGCUACAAUUGACUGUAAGGUAGUUCUUCUUGGAAGUCCAAGCGUCGGAAAGACUUGCUUGUUGGAGAGAUAUCUACAUGGGCAAUUCAGCAACAACACACAAGCGACAAUAGCCGGCUCUUUUGCUGCUAAAAAGGAAGUCUUACAAAACGUUUCUGUUGUACUUGGUUGUUGGGAUACGGCGGGGAGCGAGCGCUAUGCUUCAAUUUCCCGAAUGUACUACCGAAAUGCACGUGCGGCUAUCGUCUGCUUUGAUCUGACAGAUCGGUCCACGUACGAAAAUGCAAGACACUGGGUGUCUGAACUUCUGGCUGAAGAACAGGACUGUAAAGUUUACUUCUGUGGAACUAAAUUAGACUUGGUUGUGGAUAAACCGGAUCUUCGACAGGUAGACAAGAAAAGAGCUCAAGAACUUGCACAUGAUUUACAAACCGACUAUUUUGAGACUUCAAGUAAAACUGGGGAAAAUAUUGAACCACUAUUCAAAAAGAUUGCAAAGGAUUACUCUGUGUGGGAGAGCAAUGACGUGUGCAGUAGGCUAAACGUCAAUGAUUCCAUCAAGAUACACCAGUCGAGCUGGAAGAACGACCCCCGAGUUCGAAGAGAAGGGGAGUCAGGUUGUUGCAUAAGAUGAUAAUGUUCUCGGUUUAGCCAUUUAUUCUUGCAGUUCUAAGAACAAACAUAUGAACAAAUACUGGUUUUACUUUGUAUGUAAUGUAUGGUUGCCAGCUUGUAAAAUAAUCUAAAACCAUAUGGACGAGCCUCGAAUGACUAUUCAACUUUCCAUUUUCAUUAGAAUAACAUUUUCUACCGCAUUCUCUGCAACGGAUCUUUUUCCCGGCUGCAAAAGUAACUUUAUCGCGCACCGUUCAGUGUAAAGCAAUUACUUUGACACAUAAGACUGUUUCAUGAUUAACUGAAUACAAAAUUGAAAUUUGAGGUGUAACUGAUACUGUUAUCAGUUAUGAGGGCAUAAAAAAAACUUAAAAUAUUCACGAUAGUUUUAGUUGUUAUGUAACUGUUGUAAGAUGAUAUUAAAAGUAUUAGAAUUUUGGUUUUUAUCACGUUGUUAAGAGAAUAAGGAAGGGGGUCGGAAAAGGAGAAAUAUUUUUUGGGGCAUUUGUCAAAUGCAAAUACCACUUAUUAAAUAUAUCCUUAUACCAUGAAAGUGUUUAUAAAAUGUAAACAAACAUCUGAUUUGGUCUCUGUUUGAUGAUUCUCAGAGCUUGUUGAUAUGUAUCUGUAAAUAAUAACUUUGAUUUAUAGAGAAUAUUAGGUUACUGUCUAAUAAGUUUAAAUUUAUUAAGUGAGUCGAAGAAAAUAUAAAAGUCGAGGCUCUAGACGAGAUUUUAAUUUUUUCAUAGAAAAGCCUAAUAAAUUUAAAUUUAUAAGACUGUAACCUAAUGUUCCAUUUAUCCUUCCUUCUGAUCUAAAAACAUUUUUAAUUAAAAUUCAAAAUUUACCACCAACUAGAUCUGAGUCUGCCUUGCAUAGAAAUUUAAAAAUUAGUACGCCCUCCAAAUUACACAAAUAGUUUUUAAAAUCCCAAAUAUUAUAAAAUAAACGUGGAAAAACAAAG
Mercenaria mercenaria is the source of this 1926-nucleotide messenger RNA. RefSeq names its product ras-related protein Rab-24-like. The record is from RefSeq and is a predicted model, not a curated record. Gene Ontology annotation, molecular function: GTP binding; GTPase activity. The transcript has 7 exons. NCBI's taxonomy places the organism in Eukaryota, Metazoa, Mollusca, Bivalvia, Venerida, Veneridae. Bases 346 to 981 code for a protein of 211 amino acids.